ACAGGAGCAUCUGAGCCCCGUACUGCGAGAUGUGACAGGAUGCUGAACCAUCACUGCAGAAGGAACCCAGAGUUACAGGAGGAGCUGCAGAUCCAGGCGGCGGUGGCGGCCGGCGAUGUCUACACCGUCCGCAAGAUGCUGGAGCAGGGCUACUCGCCCAAGAUCAGAGACGCCAACGGCUGGACGCUGCUGCACUUCUCUGCGGCGAAGGGGAAGGAGCGCUGCGUGCGCGUGUUCCUCGAACACGGAGCGGAUCCCACCGUGAAGGAUUUCAUCGGAGGCUUCACAGCUCUGCAUUACGCCGCCAUGCACGGCCGUGCCCGCAUCGCCCGCCUCAUGCUGGAGUCCGAGUACCGCAGCGACAUCAUCAACGCCAAGAGCAACGACGGCUGGACCCCGCUGCACGUGGCGGCCCACUACGGCCGCGACUCCUUCGUGCGUCUCCUCUUAGAGUUCAAAGCCGAGGUGGACCCGCUCAGCGACAAGGGCACGACGCCGCUCCAGCUGGCCAUUAUCCGCGAGCGCUCCAGCUGCGUACGCAUCCUGCUCGACCACAGUGCCAACAUAGACAUUCAGAACGGCUUCUUACUGCGUUACGCCGUAAUUAAGGGCAACCACUCGUACUGCCGCAUGUUCCUGCAGAGGGGAGCGGACACUAACCUGGGCCGGCUGGAGGACGGACAGACGCCGCUGCACCUGUCGGCCCUCAGAGACGAUGUGCUGUGCGCGCAGAUGCUGUACACGUACGGAGCCGAUACCAACACGAGGAACUACGAGGGCCAGACGCCUGUGGCUGUUUCCGUCAGCAUGUCUGACAUCAGUCGGCCUUGUCUGGACUUUCUGCAGGAGGUCACAAGUAGGUUCACCCUCUCUUUAAUGUUCAUAU
Molecule: messenger RNA, 886 nt
Organism: Sinocyclocheilus grahami
Lineage: Eukaryota; Metazoa; Chordata; Actinopteri; Cypriniformes; Cyprinidae
Product: ankyrin repeat and SOCS box protein 7
Exons: 2
Molecular function (GO): protein binding
Source: RefSeq, a predicted model, not a curated record